UGGAUAGCAGCGACGCAUCGUUCGCUGCUUUCGCAUUUGUUGUGGCAUCGCGAAAACAUUCCACUUUGGGCAGCUCAACCAAUUGGACGUGCUCCAUCUUUCGCUCGCGUUCUCCCUCUCGCUCUCUACUUUAACUAUUAUAAAAUGUUCGAUUUCAAUUUGGAAUUUGCGCGUGGCGGCGCCUUCUUCACCAGCGAGCUGUUCCAGCUGCUCGCAGCCGGCGGACUUAAGCAAAACAUCGUCUUCUCUCCAUUCUCGAUACAAACCUGCCUGGCCUUGGCAUUCGCUGGCGCCCAGGGCGAGACAGCGGAUGAGAUAGCCAAGGGAUUGCGUUUCGUCUCCAACUUCCCGCCUGAGGUUGCUCAAACCUUUCAGUUUGUGCUGCAGAAGUACAAGGACAGCGAUCUGCUGAAGGUGGCCAACAAGCUGUACGUGCAGCAGGGCAAGCAGCUGAAGGCCAGCUACGAGGCUACGAUCAAGCAGGACUACAACUCAGAGGCGGAGUCCAUUAACUUUGCACUGAGCGAUGCGGCUGCCCAGCAGAUCAACGGCUGGGUGAAUGCCAAGACCGAGGGCAAGAUCACCGAACUGGUCUCGGCGGACUGCUUCGAUGACAACACACGUCUGGUGCUCCUCAAUGCGCUCCACUUCAAGGGCAGCUGGGCCAACAGAUUCGAUGAGGCCAGCACCGCCGAGGACGACUUCUGGACAUCCGAGGAGCAGAGCGUUAAGAUUCAAUAUAUGAAUCAGAAGGCCAAAUUUGGCUAUGGCUACUUUGAGGAGCUCAACUGCACUGCCUUAGAUAUGCCCUACAAGGACUCCGAUUUGUCCAUGUUUGUGCUGUUGCCGCAGGAGCGCGAAGGUCUCAAGGAUCUGGCCGAGAAGCUGAAGGGCGUAAAUCUGGUCGAUUUGGCCGGUAAACUGAAUGUGGAGGAGGUGCAGGUGAAAUUCCCCAAAUUCAAGGCCGACUACUCCAUCGAAUUGGCCGACAAACUGAAGCAGCUUGGCAUUACGAAAAUGUUUGAUGAGGGUGCCGAUUUCAAUAAUCUGCUGGAAUCCCCUGAAGGCAUUUUCGUCUCGAAAGUCUUGCACAAGGCGACGAUUGAGGUGAACGAGGAGGGCACCGAGGCGGCUGCUGCCACCGGCAUGAUCAUGAUGACGCGCAUGAUGAUGCUGCCACUGCAGUUCCAGGCGGAUCGUCCAUUCCUCUAUGUCAUCUGGAACAAGAAGAAUAUUGUUUUUGCCGGCGCUUUUGUCACUGCACCAAGUGCUUAAAA
Drosophila mojavensis is the source of this 1277-nucleotide messenger RNA. RefSeq names its product serine protease inhibitor 42Dd. Gene Ontology annotation, molecular function: serine-type endopeptidase inhibitor activity. The record is from RefSeq and is a predicted model, not a curated record. NCBI's taxonomy places the organism in Eukaryota, Metazoa, Arthropoda, Insecta, Diptera, Drosophilidae. The coding region runs from base 145 to 1275 and encodes 376 amino acids. The transcript is spliced from 3 exons.